CUGGUUUGAGCGAGAGCACCAAGGAUAUGUCAGCAACGCUUUCCUACUUUAUUUUUUAUUUUUUUAUUCCUCCCUUGUCAGAAUAACAAGGCGAUGGCGAUGACGGAUUUACUACCACUACACCUUUAUUAUUUCCCCAUUUUCUUUUUUUCUGCUUUCUCAUGGUGUGCUCGAGACCAGAGGCUCCACGGCCAGUCGAUCGUCCAUCUGUGGACACAGCAGGCUUGGAUGGGCUCUGGGAUUGACAAAAGAAGAUACCCCGCGGGUUUAGCCCUCUUUAGACUGCAUAUGUAUUGUACUGCCAUCUAUAAGAGCCAAGAUAGCUACACAGCGCCAGCGCAUAGGAAAAGGAGAUAUCCAAAUUCGAAACAAUGAAACAUUCCAAAAUCAUAUUACAUCACCUCGCCUUUUUUGCUUG
Colletotrichum acutatum is the source of this 418-nucleotide messenger RNA. RefSeq lists its product as uncharacterized. Bases 94 to 375 code for a protein of 93 amino acids. The transcript has a single exon. NCBI's taxonomy places the organism in Eukaryota, Fungi, Ascomycota, Sordariomycetes, Glomerellales, Glomerellaceae. The record is from RefSeq and is a predicted model, not a curated record.